This is a messenger RNA of Cryptosporidium ubiquitum, 2007 nucleotides long. RefSeq lists its product as uncharacterized. The transcript has a single exon. The record is from RefSeq and is a predicted model, not a curated record. Gene Ontology annotation, biological process: endonucleolytic cleavage in ITS1 to separate SSU-rRNA from 5.8S rRNA and LSU-rRNA from tricistronic rRNA transcript (SSU-rRNA, 5.8S rRNA, LSU-rRNA). Lineage: Eukaryota; Apicomplexa; Conoidasida; Eucoccidiorida; Cryptosporidiidae. Gene Ontology annotation, cellular component: nucleolus; 90S preribosome. Bases 1 to 2007 code for a protein of 668 amino acids.
AUGAAAGAUUUAUUAGACUCAGAUGGAGAGUCAGGGAGUUUUCAGGAUGACGAUAUAUUGAAGAUAAACGAAGAAUAUAAAAGAAAUUAUGAUGAAAGAAAAAGAAAAGAAGCUUUGUCAAGAGCUAAGGAGCUUUUAAAGAAUGAUAAAGAAGGAGAAGAUGGAGUUGAGUCUUAUUCUGACUCAGAUUCAUCAGAUGAAGAUGAGGAUUCUGAUGCAGAACUUUUAGAUUUUAAAACACAAAGUAAGAUACUUGAAACUUUGGAUAAGAUAAAAAAGAAAGAUCCAAGCAUUUACGAUAAUUCACAUGUAAUAUUUUCAGACUCUGAGUCUGUUUCUGAAUGUGAGACUAAAUCUGAUGAAUCUAAUACUUUAAAAUGUAGUAAAAGAAUGACUUUUAAGGAUUACGAGAGGAAUAUUUUACUAGGCUCUCAAAAAGAUGAGGAUAAUAAUGAAACAGUUAAAAAAGGAAUAUCAAAAAAGUUAGGGUAUGACAAGGAACAAGAUGAACUCAAGAAAGCGUUUCUCAAAGCAGCAGAAGGAUUGGAAGAUAGUGGAGACGAAUUUUCUGAAACAUUAAUUAAAAAGGAUAAGACUAAAGAAGAAUUAGAAGAGGAAGAAAGGAACUUUAAGUCCUUUCUUACACGUAAUAUAGAGGAAGGAGGAGAUCCUAUUGAAUCUUUAAAUAGGUAUUGGGGUCCAGAGGAGGAUUUGGAUGAAAAUGAGAAGUUUCUAAGGAAUUAUAUACUAAAUCAAGAAUGGAAGGAAUCAAACAACCAGACUAGAAUCAACGAUGAUGUUUCGUCACAUCAUAUAAUUGAGACAGAACUAGAUGAAGAAGAUGAGAAACAUUUAGAGAUGUCAAAUGAGUUUGAAAGUGUAUACAAUUUCAGGUAUGAAGAACCAGGAGCUAAUCAACAGAUUUUGGGAUACUCUAGAAAUAUAUCAUCUUUAAGAAAGACAGAUGAUCGUAGAAAAUUGAAAAGAAAGGAAAAGAAAGAAAGAAAAGCUGAGGAAAAGCUUAGGAUGGAAGAGGAGUUGAAGCUCUUGAAGAGCAUGAAGAGGAAGGAGAUUAUUGAAAAGCUUAAAAAGAUUCAAGAAAUCUCAGGUAUUAGGAGUAUUUCUGAUAAAAAGCUGGACUUGGAAGGAGAGUUUGACCCUGAUAAACAUGAUCGGUAUAUGGAGGAACUCUUUGAUGACGAUUAUAAUGAUGAGAAGGAGAGUCUUUCAUUACACGAGAUUUUGAAGAAUAAUGAAGAAUCGGAUGAUGAUAAAGAUGGAACUAUUAAAAGAGAUUCCAAAAAACACAAAAACAAACCUUCAGUUGAAAAAAACCAAUUAAAUGAUGAAUCAGAAACGAUGCCAUCUAGUUAUGAGGAUAAUUAUGAAUGGUGGCAAUGUGAUGGCUGUUUGAAGGAGAUUCUUCCAAAUAAGAAAAAAUUUGAUUGUACAGUUUGUGAAAACUUUACUCUUUGUAAAUCUUGUUGUAGAAAUACUGACCAUGAGCAUCCUCUUGAAAAGAGCCGUGUACCAGAAUCAAAUGGCAUAGGAGGAAUAAAUGGCUACAAUGAAGAUGUUGAUAUUGAUAAUAAGGUAAAACCAAAUAGAUUAAGUCUCAGUUACGGAGAUAAUGAAAAAAUUAACAGUCUUUUGGACGAGUAUUACGGACUUCAUUUUGAAGAUGUUCUUGAUAAUGGUAAGAUGCCAGUUAGAUUUAAAUACACCAAAGUUGAAAAAAAUGACUAUGGACUCAGUAUUGAAGAUAUUUUAUCUAUGGAUGAUAAAGAGUUGAAUCAACAUAUCUCUCUGAAAAAGCUGGCUCCUUAUAGAGUUGACAAAAAGAGAAAGUAUUCACCACCAGCACGUUCUUUAAAAGAAGACAAAUCUUCAAAUAAGAUGAACAAAAGGCAUCAUAAUAAGGGUAAUUUCAAACGAAGUUAUUCAAAUAAUAAGAAUUCUCCAAAUCUAACCCAUAUUAAUAAGCAUCGUCUUGAAUCUUACUAUUAA